AUUAAAUUUCAUCAUGUCGCGUAAAUCUCUGGCGAUCGCAAGCAAUCCACAGCCGCGACGAGUAGGAAUUGCUAAUCGACUGCAGGGUUCGCUGCGCAGCGGCGAACUGAGCGAUGUGAAGUUCACAGUUGGACGCGAUCAUGGCGAAGCGCGCACAUUCUCCGCACACAAGUACAUCUUGAGUCUGGGCAGCGACGUGUUCUACACGAUGUUUCACGGCAGUCUGUCAGAGCGGAAAAAGAUUAUCGAGAUUCCCGAUGAUCUGCCAGAAGCGUUUGAGGUUAUGCUGAAUUUUAUGUACACUGACAAGGCGGAUCUCACCGUGGAGAAAGUUUGGCCUGUGUUUCAGUGCGCGGAUAAAUACGAUGUUCCGUUACUGGUGGAGAUGUGCACCCAGUUCGUGUUGAAGCAAAUCCGACCGGAGAAUUGUCUGACAUAUUUGGAAAAGGCCGUAAAGUGGCAUGCUGACGAUAUCGCAGAAUUGUGCUUCAGUGUGGCGGACGCGUUCACCGUAGUCGCGUUCAAGUCCCAACAGUUCACUUCGAUUAGCCAGGAGACGUUGCGGAAACUUUUGCAGCGGGAUACGUUUCUCGUGUGCGAAAACACCAUCUAUACAGCUGUGGAAAGUUGGUGUGUGGAAGCUUGCAAGAGGACUAAUCAGGAUGCUUCAGCGGCCAAUCGGCGUGCAGUACUGGGGGAUGUGUUGUUCCUCGUCCGAUUUCCGCUGCUCAGCCCUACGCAGCUAGCUAAUGGCCCUUCCAAGACCGGCUUGCUGUCUGAACGGGAACUUGUAGAUCUCUACUCUUAUAAGCAUGCCACACCAAAACCCACGAAUCUGCCGUUUUCAACCGAGCUGCGAGCUAGGAUGGCGCCAUUCCGCGUCUGUGGCAGAGAAUUCCAGCUUCAAGAACGUGUUUUUGUGGAACAGCUUCCGGAAGUCUCUUUCUGGGUGCCGGCGAAAGUAAUCGGUAUUCGACAUUCCCAAGUGCUGGUGUCCAUGCAUGGGCUCUCGGAUGCAGGAGGAUUUCAGUUGGUAGAAUCUGAGAAGCUGGUCCGUGCUGCCAUCAUCUUGAUCAGCGGCCGGAACCUCGUGUGUCACUGUAGCGCCGGUCAGCAUGCCGACGCCACUUACCAGUCACCAGGCCAUGAUUACGAUCGCCACUGGAUCAAGGCGCGUGGCCGACGAGAGGAGGUGUCGUUUAAGGAUAUUUUUGUCCGCCGCGAUGCCGUGCCAAAAUGGAUGACGGAACCGGAGAGUAACGAUGGUAGCAGCGAGGACGCGAGCGAAGACGAGAUACCCCAUCCCCCAGCCAGGAAACGUUCGCGGAAAUAGGAAGCUG
Molecule: messenger RNA, 1340 nt
Organism: Paramacrobiotus metropolitanus
Lineage: Eukaryota; Metazoa; Tardigrada; Eutardigrada; Parachela; Macrobiotidae
Product: BTB/POZ domain-containing protein 1-like
Exons: 6
Coding region: 14-1333 (439 amino acids)
Molecular function (GO): protein binding
Source: RefSeq, a predicted model, not a curated record